CCAAUCCAACUUUGAGAAUUUUUGUUUAUCGCUCGAUAAGAGUCUCGCGUUAACGCUGAUAACAGUCCACCACUAAUUAUUUGGUUAGUAAGCAGCAAUGAACAACACUUAAAAUAUAUCAGGAGUUUGAUGUGAUCUACUAAACUAGUGGUGUUUUAAUUUAAUGUCUCCAUAAUAAUGAUGAUUAUUCCUCAGGCUAUAAUCUCUGAAAUCUAUAAUGGCUGCAUCCCUAGUGUGAGGACGGUCUGUGUGUUUGGUAAAAGCUGGAGUGAGGGAGGGAAGCGUAGCUGGAGCCGGAGCCGGAGCGGGUCACUGUAGGCCAGGGGUGGAUCUGGAGGAAAACAGAGGAGGGGGUUUAGUUUAGCUGGAGAACAGUGUGUUCUGUUCAUUCCGGAGCAGGAACUGUGUGUGCUGUUCUCCGUCACACACACAAGAAAAAAAGGUGCUGAACUGCCUUAUAUUUUACAGCACAAAUGAAGAUGUCGUGCCUCAGAACAGAGCGUGUCGUCUCCACAAAGCUCAGUCUGUCCACGUGUGCGGCGUCAGGGAGUUCACUCUGCUGGAUCUCUAGCAGACUCCAGAAAUCUGACAACUCGCUCCAGCUAUCUGAUUUGGGCUCUGUUGUUUCUCUGCUGAGGGGACACACUGCUUUGUUUUGAUGACUCAUCCUGCACUCAGGGACUGCCUGCUAGGUUGAGGAGAUUCGGGGUGUCCCAUAGACCCCUAGAUUCCUCCGAUGAACCCCAUCAACUCCAUGAAACCUGCCCUGCCUCCAACGCCGCACAGUGACUCCUCAUACCCAUAUGAUCCUGUCCCCUGGCAGCAAGGCCCCAGUCAGCCCGCCGGCUCCCUCUCUGUGGUAACCACAGUGUGGGGGGUAACCAACCCUUCAGCCAGCCAGGUUUUCGGAGCACCCAUGGGUCCAGGAGGAAACUCAGCCGGGGGUCACAUGAUGCCGGGCAGCAGUCCGGGCAUGAACUCGCCCCAGUUCAUGAGCCAGCAGGGCUACCCGGAGCCCAACAAAACAUACAUGCAGCAGGGCAUGUACGGCCGGCCCAGCGGAGGAUACCCUGCCGGACCCGGAUACGGCGGCAGUUACCCCAAUAACGGCGCCGGUUCUCUCGGGAUGCCUCCUCAUGGUGUUCGUCCACCCACUGACUUCACCCAAGCAGCCGCGGCAGCAGCGGUCGCCGCAGCAGCAGCCACCGCCACCGCAACCGCCACCGCAACUGUCGCCGCCUUACAGGAGAAGCAGAACCAGGAGCUGAGCUACGGCCCUAUGGGCGGAGCGUCCUCCUACAACACCCAGUUCCUGUCUCACUCCGGCCCUCGUGGGCCCCCAGGGAUGUCCCCCUCUGGGAUGGUGGGCUCCAGACCCCCCUCUAUGGGCCCCAUGUACACACAGCAGGGCCAGAGGCUCCCGCAGCACCCCGGAUACCCAGGGAGUCAGCAGGGGCCGCCGCGCCACCAGCAGGCCCUCAAACGCCCGUACAACUCUGAGGGUUUUCCGGGUCAGCAGUACGGCCCCGGGAUGGGCGGUGGGGGACCGUACCCUGGGCAGCCCAUGCAGUAUCACGGCCCCGGGCCCCAGCGCUCUGCCCCGUCCCCAUCAUACCCCACACACCGCAUGCCGCUCCAGCAGCCCAGUAUGGCCCAGUAUCCUGCAGGACCAGGAAACCCCAGCCAAUACUACAAGCAGGCGGAGCAGUUUAACGGUCAGGGGAACAACCACAGCCUGAGCUCUGCAGUGACCACUGGAGGAUACAGCAGCUUCAACCAGCCCACCGUCAACGGGCCGGGCCGAGCAAUGCCAGGAUACCCCAGUUCUCCUCUGCCUGGGAACCCCACCCCCCCCAUGACCCCCGGCAGCUCCAUGCCCUACAUGUCCCCCAAUCAGGACGUCAAAUCCCCAUUUCUGCACGACGUCAAGCCCAACAUCAGCGCUCUGCAGCCCCCUACAGGAAACCCCAGCGAUGACCUGCGUCUGACGUUCCCGGUGCGAGACGGUGUGGUUCUGGAGCCCUUCAGACUGGAGCACAACCUGGCCGUCAGUAACCAUGUGUUCCAGCUGCGCGACUCCGUCUACAAAACACUCAUGAUGAGGCCUGAUCUGGAGCUGCAGUUCAAGUGUUACCAUCAUGAAGACCGGCAGAUGAACACUAACUGGCCGGCGUCGGUGCAGGUUAGCGUCAAUGCUACGCCUCUGACCAUCGAGCGCGGUGACAACAAGACGUCCCACAAACCCCUGUACCUGAAACACGUGUGCCAGCCAGGACGCAACACCAUCCAGAUCACCGUCACCGCCUGCUGCUGCUCUCAUCUGUUCGUGCUGCAGCUGGUGCAUCGGCCGUCUGUGCGCUCAGUGCUGCAGGGACUCAUGAAGAAGAGGCUGCUGCCGGCCGAACACUGCGUCACCAAGAUAAAGAGGAACUUCAGCAGCGGGACCAUCCCGGGAACCCCAGGCCUGAACGGAGAGGAUGGUGUGGAGCAAACGGCCAUCAAGGUGUCGCUCAAGUGUCCCAUAACGUUCAGGAGGAUCCAGCUUCCAGCCCGCGGACACGACUGCAGACACAUACAGUGUUUUGACCUGGAGUCGUACCUGCAGCUCAACUGUGAGAGAGGAACCUGGCGCUGUCCUGUGUGCAAUAAAACCGCUCUGCUGGAGGGGCUGGAGGUGGACCAGUACAUGUUGGGCAUCUUGAUCUACAUUCAGAAUUCAGACUAUGAGGAGAUCACCAUUGACCCGGUGUGCAGCUGGAAGCCUGUCCCGGUUAAACCAGACCUGCACAUUAAGGAGGAUCCGGACGGGCCGGCCCUGAAGCGCUGUCGAACCCUGAGCCCCAGUCACAUGAUCCUGCCCAGCGUGAUGGAGAUGAUCGCAGCGCUGGGUCCCGCAUCCUCGCCCUACCAGAGUCUGCCAGCAGGGGGCAGCAGCAGCACGCCCGACUAUCCCAGCCAAGGUGGUUCGGGAUACUCCAGCCAGCCAGGCUUUUCAGAUUUCCCCAACGCCCCCGGCACCCCGACCCUGGGGGAGUUCACCCCUGGCCCCCCACCCCUGUCUUACCAGUCUGACCUGCCCAGCGGACUGCUGACCCCCGAGAAACCUGUGGGACACCCAAUGCCCGGACAGAUGCCUCACUCUAGUCGCAUGGAUCCUUCCCACAAUCCCCUGCAGCAGCAACAGCAGCAGCAUCAGGCUCUCCACGGGAGCUCCAGCAUGGGUCCCGGGGCCCCGAUGCACUCCCGUGGGCCCUCCCAGAAUCCCCGCAUGCACACAGAUAGCUUCGGACUCGGGGCCCCUGGGGGACCAGGCGAUGUUUCAGAGCCAGCCCUCGAUCUUCUCCCAGAGCUGACGAACCCAGAUGAGCUGCUGUCCUACUUGGGUCCUCCAGAUCUUCCCAAUAACAGUAACGAUGAUCUGCUGGCUCUGUUCGAGAGCAACUGAACCGUCCGGCGCUCCUCCACCGUCCAGCAGUCCUCCAUCCAAGCCAAACACACAUCCCAUUGCGUCUGUGCACGGUUUCCUCCUGAGACUGGACCGCAGUGACUCUUGGGAAGGUGCAAGGAAGAUGGCUUUUAUUUUUCCUCCUGUGACGAUGUUACUGUCCGACUGCUUCUCUGAACUCUGAACUUCAGUCGCUCCAAUCAUUUGUAGAAAGACGCACAUCUCGCUUUACACUCGUGUGGUGUAGUAAAGGACAUUGUGUGUGUGUGUGUGUGUGUGUGUGCGUGUGCGUGUGUGUGUGUGUGUUGAGGAUCAGGUCAUUGCUUGUUUUUCUUUUCACUGCGGCUCCUGUUUUAAAUCUAAAUUAGAUGAGGAAUUGUGAUCUCGUAAUGCUGGAUUCACACCAAACACGUAAUUAAGUAAUCGAUAUAAAAGUAAAUUAAAUAUAAUGGUAAUGCAAACGAUUGAACUAUAUCGAAUUAUGAUGGCAGAUAAAGCUGUGAGUGGUGUUGUAACCACAGCUGCAGAGUAUUGGAUUACAUGUAACCUGGAUUACAUCUGUUUUUUUUUAUCGUACACCAGCACUACUUUGAAAAGAUUGAAGUACAUAAGAACAUAUUGUAGAAUAACGAACGAAAACUUCACAUUGAGACAAUACAAAACUAUGUAGUUCUAAAUUUAAAUCAUUAAAUAGGAUUUUUCAUGUCAUUAUUGGAUCGAUAACUAAAAGCGAAGUACUCUAAUGCUGUAUUCAGAACAAACACGAAAUUAAGUAUUGAAUAUAAAAUUAAAUUACAUAUAAUGUUAAUGCAAACAUUGACGAAUAAUCACAGCACAGUGCGAAUGUCGCAGAUAAAGCUGUGAGCAUUAUUAUAACCACAGCUGGGGAAUAUCGAGUGACAUGUAACCUGGAUUACAUUAGUUUGUUUAUUCGUACAGCAGCAAUUUACGACUACUUCAUGACAUUAUUGAAAUAAAUAAGAACAUAUUGUAUAAUAAUGAACGAAAUCUUCACAUUGAGACAAAACAAUAUAGUUUUACAUUAAAAACACUAAAUAUGAAUUUUCAUGUCGAUAUUGAAUUAAUAACUUACAGCGAAGUACUCUAAUGCUGGAUUCAGAACAAACUCCGAACUAAGUAUUCAAUAUAAAAGUAAAUCACAUAUAAAGUUAAUGCAAUCGCUUAAACAGUGGCGAAUUAUCACCGCAAGGUGCGAAUGUUGCAGAUAAACCUGUGAGCUCUACUGUAACCACAGCUGUGGAGUAUCGGAUUGCAUGUAUACUGGAUUACAUCUGUUUGUUUAACAUACUACGUUGACUACUUUGACAAGAUUGAAUUCGAUAUGAACAUAUUGUAUAAUAACGAAUGAAAACUUUACAUUGAAACAAUAAAAAAACAACAUAGUUUUACAUUAAAAACAUGAUUUUUUAUUUUUCAUGUCGAUUUAGCAUCGAUGACUUCCAUCAAAGUACUCGGAAUUAAUGCGGAGUUAAAGUUAAUGCAAAAAGUUGAAUAGUGGCGAAUUAUCACCGCACAGUGCGAAUGUCGCAGAUAAAUUUGUGAGCGUUACUGUAAUCACAACUGCGGAGUAUCGGAUUACAUGUUACCUGGAUUACAUUUGUUUGUUUUUCGUACACCAGCAAUUUACAACUAUUUCAUGACUACAAUGAAGUAGAUAAAAAGUUUUUGUAUAAUAAUAAUAACAAACGACAACUUCACAUUAAUAAGAGACAACGCAAAUGUUUUUAAAUUUGUCAUUAACAACAUUAAAUCUGAUUUUUCAUGUCAAUAUAGGGUCAGCAACUUCCAUCAAAGUACUCUAGUGCUGGAUUCAGACCAAACUCGGAAUUAAGUUUUUAAUAUAAAAGUAAAUUACAUAUAAAGUUAAUGCAAGUGCUCAAAUAGUGGUGAAUUAUCACCGGUGCAAAUGUUGCAGAUAAAGCUGAUAGCGUUACUGUAACCACAACUGCGGAGUAUUGGAUGACCUGUAACCUGGAUUACAUUUGUUUGUUUAAUACAUUGUAAUAUAGAUAAGUUCAUAUUGCUUAAUAAUAACAACGACAACUUCACAUUAAUAUGAGACGAUACAAAAAAUUUACAUUAAAAACAUUAAAUAUGAAUUUUUUAUGUCGACAUUUGAUCGAUAACUUGAAGCGAAUUUAUCGAUCUAAUGUUGAGUACAGAUUGAAUGUGGAAUUAAGUAUUCAAUAUAAAAGUCAAUUACAUACAAUAUUAAUGCAAACGCUCAAAAAGUAGCGAAUUAUCACAACACGACACAAACUUUGCAGAUAAAGCUGUCAGCGUUACUCUGACCACAGCUGCAGAGUAUCGGAUUACAUGUAACCUGGAUUACAUUUGUUUAUUUAUUGUACAUCAGCAAUUUACAACUACUUCAAGACAAUAUUGAAAUAAAUAAGUAAAUAUUGUACAAUAAUAAUAAUAAAGACAACAUCACAAUAAUAACUUCACAUUAAUUAACAAUAAAAUUUUAAAACAUUUUACAUUAAAAACAUUAAAUAUGAUUUUUCAUACCAAUAACUUAGAGACAAAAAACUGUAAGGCUGGAUUCAGACCAAAUGUGGAAUUAAACAUUUAAUAAAAGUCAAUUACAUGUUAAUGCAAAAUUUAAAAUAGUGGCGAAUUAUCACUGCGCGGUGCAAAUGUUGCUGUGAGCUUUACUGUAACCACAGCUGUGGAGUAUCGGAUUACAUGGAACCUGGAUUACAUUAGUUUGUUUAUUGUAAUGUGGAUAAGUACACAUUGCAUAAUAAAAACAACGACAACUUCGUUAAUAAAAGACAAUACAAAACAAUACAUUAAAUAUGAUUUUCGUGUUGAUAUAGGAUCAAUAUAAAAUGAGUAACUAAGUAUUCAAUAUAAAAGUAAAUUACCUAUAAAGUUAAUGCAAACGCUUGAACCGAGGCGAAUUUUCAGAGUGUGGUGCGAAUGUCGCAGAUUAAGCUACGCGUUCUGACCGAAGUAUCGAAUUACAUUAGUUUGUUCAUUGUACAUCGGCAUUUUAAGACUACUUUGUGACUGAUCGAAGAUUGAUAUAGAUAGAACAUAUUGCGUAAUAAUAACGACAACCUCAAAUUAUUAAAAGACAAUACAAAAUAAAUACAUUAAAUAUGAUUUUUCACGUUAAUAUAUGAUUAAGAAUUUCCAUCAAAGUGCUCCAUGCUGGAUUCAGACCAAAUGCGGAAUUAAGUAUUCAAUACAAAUGCAAAUUACAUAUGAAGUCAAUGCAAAUGUGAAAAUAGAGAUAAAUCAAUGCUAUAGGCAUGAACAACGCCGAGUUUGCCAUAAUUGUGUCUUGUGUUCAUAUUCAAAUGAUUGAAUUACACAAAAAAAAAAUUUGUAAAGGGAAAAACAUCCCGUGAGUAAACUAGAGCGAGUGACGCAGUGGUGCGUGAUUGAUGUGAACCCAGCAUAACUUCACACACAAACACCGAUUCUCUUAAAGAGACAGUUCACCUCUAAAUUACAAGUGUCAUCAUUUACGCAACCUGUUAAGGGUUUUUCUAUUGAACACAAAGGAAGAUAAACUGAAGAAGGCUUUUAGCUCAUGAUAUGGAUGUUGAUGGAUAUGUUUUUCAAGAUUAUCUUGUUCGACAGGAUGAAGAAACUUGAGUUGUGAGCAAAUGAUGAGGAAAUUUCCUUUUGGCUGAACUAUUUCUUUUACACACUGACAGAAUUCUCAAUUAUUUCAUCUUUUAUUCACCCAAAGACGACCUCACGCUAGCUCCAUGUGGUUACAACACGGUUUCAAUCCACAAAUGACUUGAUGUAGCCUUUAUUUCCUUUAUAAAACGUGCUCACGUCUGAAACGGUAGCAUUCAAGAAGUGCACUAUCACAUUUUGCACACCGUAUUUGCCUACACACGAAGGAAAUCAAAGGCAAAGAGUUAUCUUUAGUGAAGCUAGUGUGAGUGUGAGUGUGUGUGUGUGUGUGUGUGUGAGUGUGAGUGUGAGUGUGAGUGUGUGUGUGUGUGUGUGUGUGUGUGUGUGUGUGUGUGUGUGUGUGUGUGUGUGUGUGUGUGUGUGUUGGCACAAAUUUAAUGAUUUUACACCACGCCCUGCUUUGUUUUCGUCUGUCUCUCGUGAAUUUCUUACCCUUCGAUGUCUUUUUUAAAAACGUCUUCCUCCCCUGUGGAUUUAGGGCCAUGAGGUCAGAUCUUGCAUUUAACUCGCCCUUAAAUAUGCAAGUCUGGGCUGAUAUUUGGUAGAAAACACAUCUUCUUAGUCAACGACAUGUGUGAACCCAGACAGAGCACAAGCAGCCCGGUAGCACCCUGUUAGAGAGCUUACAAAUGCACAACAACAAUCGCGUUUGGUGGACGAACACCUUCCCGUAGUGAGAUUUUGCUCGGACAAAUCUGAUUGGGUGGGAGAGUGACGACAAGAAAUGGACUGAUGUUUAUCGCCACAAUCACAAUCGAGGAGGAAAAACGUUGGGAUUGAUGUGAAAUAUGUACAGAUAUAGUAUUAUUAUCGUCGCGGAUGUGAACUUUCUCUUAACCCCAUGAUAUGAAAAAAAAUGAACAUUUGAAAACACUAUGACAAGAGCUCAUUCCCCAGAUUUACAUUCAGAGCUGGAUGGAGAAACCGAUGAUGAGGGAUGAUGAUGAUGAUGAUGAUGAUGAUGAUGUCGAUUCCUGUCUUGUCUGAUUUUAUUAUUUAUCAUGGCUCUUUGGGCAGCGUUAGCGAAGUGCAGUUUGUAUAUUAACAAUACAGGGAGCAUCAGAAGUCGUCGGAUGAUGUGCUUUUAUUCUUUUCGUUUGUUUGUUUGUUUGAAGUCAUUUGUGUAUCAUACGAUUUUAUCUUUGAUUAUAUAAUAAUUGUUAUUAUAAUUAUAAAGAUAAUUGAUGGGCCUGUAUGCAUCUCUCUCUCUCUCUCUCUCUUCUGUGUUAACUAGCAGAGUUUAUGAAUUUGUUAGAAAGAUACCACAUUAAAAAAAGAUGAUGAAUUCAUGAGAAUCUGAGAAACCAGCAUCACUCAAACUGUUCAAAAAUACCACAAAAAAAAGAUGUUUGACUGUCAUCGUGUGUUGGUGGAUCAUCAAGUUCUAUCGGUUGAAUUAAACAUGUACAAUUGAAAGCGAUUUGUUUUUCUAAAGAUGUGAAAUAUUUCCAUUAUGUUUUAUAAGUAAAGACUUAAGCCCCA
This is a messenger RNA of Danio rerio (zebrafish), 8608 nucleotides long. NCBI's taxonomy places the organism in Eukaryota, Metazoa, Chordata, Actinopteri, Cypriniformes, Danionidae. The record is from RefSeq and is a predicted model, not a curated record.